Molecule: messenger RNA, 1061 nt
Organism: Sinocyclocheilus grahami
Lineage: Eukaryota; Metazoa; Chordata; Actinopteri; Cypriniformes; Cyprinidae
Exons: 3
Coding region: 229-861 (210 amino acids)
Biological process (GO): sterol biosynthetic process
Cellular component (GO): endoplasmic reticulum
Molecular function (GO): sterol 24-C-methyltransferase activity
Source: RefSeq, a predicted model, not a curated record
AAGUAUUAGCUGUCGGAGCAGACAUUAUACUGCUGCUUCAAUAAGCGUUGCAUGUUUUUGACUAGAUGUUUAUGUUGAAUAUACUUGUAUUAUAGUUAUAUAAUCAUAAACGUAAGUGUGCUAUUGCUGUCUGCUGUAAGACUGUCUCUCCCAGUUAGCACGACCAGAAGGAAGUGUAUAUCGAAACUAAAUCAUGCUAAAGCCUUUAACCCACUUAAAUUAAAAUAAAUGCUGCCGAACAAAGUGGGCAAACAGCUGGGUCACCCCACGUAUUCUUUAACUGGAUGGUUGGUGACCAAGUUCUUUAAAUGGCACAAUCAGAUUUUGGAGGAGAAUGCGGUGAAACUGAGCAACAUUCAACCCAAAGACACGGUGCUGGAGCUCGGCCACGGGCCGGGCUUCGGUCUGCAGGCGGCGGCGCAGCUCCUCACGGCUCCGGAGGGGAAACUGCUCGGUGUGGAUUACUCUCAAUACAUGCAUGAGAUGGCCAGUAAGCGCAUGAAGGAGCAGAUCUCCAGAGGAAAGGCUGUGUUGUAUUACAGUGAUUUGGUGGCCAUGCCGAUAGAGGAAAACACGGUUGACAAGGUGUUUCACUGCAACUGCUAUUACUUCUGGCCGGAUCUGAAAGCAGGCGCGAGAGCCAUUCACAGAGUGAUGAAACCAGGUGGAACUAUGGUUACAGCUCUCAGGCUAGAUAGUGUUAAAAAAGUAGCCUCGAAGAACAUGUUUAGCGGGGAGAGCUGGCGUCCUGAGGUCUACAUGGAAGCACUGCAGUCCUCCGGAUUCACAGAUGUCCGAAUGGAGAAUAAAAGAGAGAAACUCAUCACAUUUCAAGCUAUUUUUGCCACUGCUGUGAAAUAAAUUCCUGUGUAAUGUAAUAUAUGCCCUUCCACACUUUUUAUGAUUGAAUCUGAAUUAGAUAAAUCCAACAAGAAGAAAUAUUGCCAAUGACUGACAUUAUACAUUAUAUCUAUAUGAGGUGCAAACAUUUCUCAAACAGUAACAAAAAUUGCCUACAAAACCAUUGUUUUGACCAACAUAAGGUAUUAUGGAAAAUUUAA